Molecule: messenger RNA, 3319 nt
Organism: Amoebophrya sp. A120
Lineage: Eukaryota; Dinophyceae; Syndiniales; Amoebophryaceae
Source: the annotation of a GenBank genome assembly
CGCGGAAUCAUUUUUGUGGAUACAGUGAUGAUUAUUGUGCCUCGAAAUCGUCCCAGAAAAGUAUAAGACGAGUCCAAAGACGCGUAACUACCAAAAGAGGAAAGGUGAUUAGCAAACGGUGAUUAUCAAAAAGACUACGUAUUUCCGACGAUUUGCACCUGCAGUAAAAAUUUUCUUGAACGAGAUAAGACUUUUCGAAAAAUUAAGUGGCAUAAGUUAGUACUAAAACAGAUCAUUUUCAUUCAAAUCCUGUACGCAACGGCGGAGAAAUAAAAUUUACAUUAUCAUCAAACAAAACUGCACUCCUACAUUAUCAUCAAACAAAACUGAAGUAGAGCUCAAGGAGGCAUCUCUAUUUUUUAAAAACGAACCGACUUCGGGCUACACGGUCGCAGUCCUGUUAUUUUUGAAACAUUCGGGAGAGACGAAGAUCAAGAUAUCAUAUAUAAGGGUAUCAAAAUCCUAUAAUUAAAAAAUUUACUACACAAGUGAGAUGAACAAGACCAUCAAAAUGAAACGCGUUUGUGUUGCCUUCACCGUUUUCGUGGCGUUGGCGGAGUGCGCGAGCCCGGGAAGUCCGUCUGGAGGGCGUCGCGCCCCCGCUCCUACUUACUAUGAUACAGAUGUCGUGGCGUCAUUGGCGCACGCGCAGAGCCCGCCGGUGCCGCCCACAGGAAUUUUUUCGGGCGGCUACCCAUCGCCUCCGGGCACUCCGACCAGAGGUACUAGUCAAGGCAGCAGGCCGCCUUCGCUGCGACACAGACGCAGGACUCCGAGCCAGGGCAGACUGCCGCGCGGCACUCCGCCACAGAAAGAUACCAAAGGAGCAUCGUCAUCUCGUUCGCCUCCACCCCGUGCUGCGCGGUUAACGUAUGGCACCCCGCCACAGGCACCUCAGAUGACUACUCCCGAUGCAAAUGGGCGAAGUUUCCGCGACCCCCCGUCGGGACCAAACCGGCGAGCUGCGCAGCGCGCUGCGGACAACGCGGGGAGCCUUGAGCUGGCUCCCGUGAGGGCAGCUGCAGCGUUUUACGAUUCGCAUCCAGAUUACUUUCUGGGAGAGGUCGCGCCGCUGUUCACCGGUUCGCAGUUCCAAGUACCGAGAGAGGAUCUUCGGAAGUGCGUUCGGAAAACAGGAAACGACGUAUUCAGAGGCUGGACUGCGUUCCUGGACCGCGUGGCGGAGGCGCGCUUGGAAGCUGGACUGCGUGGUUGUUUGCGGCUGGCGUUUCACAGAUUUUGGAUGGCGCGCUUGGAGUUAGAGUGGAGCGAAGAGCUACACGACUUCGCGAAGACGCUUGCGCAUUCGAAGCUGCAGGCAAAGGUGUAUAAGGUCGGUGACGCCGUCGCGCUGGUGCCAGCAGCAACAGCGCCUACGCGAGCAGAAGCCAAAUUUCAUGACCAGGCAGUGAAGCUUGACUUGCGGCUCGCCGAGCCCGACAUGACCUGGGAAAGCGUUGAGGCGGUUGUGGACGUGAAGAAACUGGAGGAAAGCGGUGCGCAACUGGUGUUCGAUGCGUCGCAGCCUGACAAGCACACCCCAUUUUUCGCGAAAAACGAGCCGCGCGUCUUUGGGGAGUGCGAGCCCUGGCUCGGUUUCAUUUGGGAUCCAAAAGUGAGGGCCAACAAAUUUCACGAGACUUUUUACGAACGCGCGGAAAGGACACUGGUCCCGAAGGUCGCGGGCGUCUUUCGUGAAGUUGUGCGGGAUGAGUAUCGCGAAAUACUUGGGGAGUAUCCAUUCAGAAGCGAGACUUUUCUCCAAACCUGGUUGACCGAGAACGAACCGGAAAAUGCAUGGCCGCUGAGACAUGGUUAUGGACCGAAGACACAGUUGACGAAAGUGGCUCUCAUGGCAUUCGAGAAGACAUGGCAGAUGGCAUCGAAAACCUUCGAGCUUCGGCGACUCCGGGCGCUCCCGUUUCUUGUGCGGAAGGCCUAUCAUGGCCGUUUCCAGCGGGAAAGCGCGGUCACGAACGAAGGCCUGCGCGAGAAGUGGCAGCCGGCCAAUCUGGAAAGUCUGCACUCUGUUUGGCGCGAUCAUCUCACAAAUCCGAUCACAUUGAAAAACCGCAAGGCGACGCUGAUCGGCGCUGGCGAGGACGAGUGGUACCUUUGGGAUCUGAACGCGAAAAGGCACUGGCAACACGAAGAAGGUGCAGCCUUAAUGCAAGGCAGCCCGAAUCACCGGAGGAAAAUGCGAGAUGGGUCCGCGUGUCGGCCGCAGGUCACCGACAUGAAUCUCGUGAAAAUGGGUCUGGACGGGUCGCUUGUCGCGAACCGAACCCCUGAACUUCGUAGUACGAUGAAGAUUUCGGCCCUACUGCGAGAACUUCAGGCGGUGCUAUCUGGCGAAAAGCAAUUUGUCGAGCUCGAGAUGCCAAAAUUGGACAGCGACGAGCACCAGGAGGAAGAGAGGAGUCGUGUGCAGGCAGCUCAAGCAAAUCGAAAUUUGGUCGCUGGUGCUCAACAAAAUGCUAUUCUCGCAACUCCCGGCGCCUUCGCUGCUGCCGCAGGUGCCAGGCCGCUUUUCGCCCUUCCGGCGGGGCUGGGGAGGGCAUGAACCUCGCGGGAAGAUUGAUGCGUGAAACCACUGAUGCAACCGCGCAGGAGGAUGUUGCGGCGCAGUCGCUCUAUGUCUGAGCUGCGCCAGGAUCUUUCUUUAUACCGAUUAUUUGAGCUCGGAGCAGUAUCCGAUCUAUGGAACUUUUUGUGUGAGUGGUAAAAAAAAAGAUUUAUGAGGGGUAUCUACAUAAUUUUCGUGCUCCGUCUCGCCCGCCUUCCGAAGAAAAUAUGAAGAUCAGGUGGAGCAUGACUAACGGUCGCAGGUAACCCAAAAACCUGUCGACUUUCUUAGGGCGUCCUAUGUAAAAAGUACCUCUUUAUUCGCUUUGGCAGAGCUUCAAUUUAGUAUCUUGAAUUUUGGUGCUCUAACCACUGCAAAAAAAAGUCACUACAGGAGGGUUUAGCGAUUUCGUGGCCGAUCCUGGAGCUGCGCGUGCGUGGCUUCAGUUUCGAGCCCGAGUUGGGGGGCAGAUAGACGCCCGCCACUCGAUCAUGCGAAGUCCGAAUUUUCGAGUGAUCUUACACAAAUGAAAGGCGAAAACAUUCAUUAAAAUUUGCAUUGCGCGAGGGAGAAAGAUGAACAAUUAGCUAGUACCUAGCUCAAGAUUACUUCAGUAAUGUGAACUUGUCUACUCUAGUAGAACUAGACAUUCGCGAGCAAACCAGGCGUCCUGGUCCACGACUAGGCAACACUUUACACUGUAUUAUUUGUGCGGGGAGACCAAGGGAGAAUGAGAGCCCCGGCUUGCUUGGU